GUCUGCCUUCGUUAGGUUUAAUCCUUUGAGUCGAUAAGUCGUAUAGAGUGAAAUAAUAAAUAUCCCGUGUUUUUAUUUGUGUUACUUUUAUAUAUUUGGUUCAGAGACAAUUACGGCGCCUUUCCGUGUGUUCUAAACCGCCAUCAGACAUACGUUCAGAAAAUUGGUCCAGAGACGAUUACGGCGCCUUUCCGUGUGUUCUAAACCGCCAUCAGACAUACGUUCAGAAAAUAGGUCCAGAGACGAUUACGACGCCAUUUCGUGUGUUCUUAGCCGCCAUCAGAUAUACGUUCAAAUAAUAGGUGCAGGAACGAGUUGGCUGCCAUCACUUCUGCUAGGUUAAACUGAACGUUUAUAAGUUUUAUCGAAAGAAGCAAAAUGAGUGGCACUAAAAAGGAUGAUCAUACUAAUAGACCAGUAAGUUCUGACGGAUCCAACGAUGAUGAUCACGCAAGAGAACCAAAACGUUCUCUUCCAAAUUCAUCUGAUUCAAAGUCAUCACAGUCAGAAGAUGAGAAAAUUAAAGCUUCAGAUCACGAGGAAAUGAAUCAAUCUGUAAAUGAAAAGUUAAAAGGGUCCGCUAAGGAGAAAAUGGAGCAAACAAUAGCCGAGAAAGUUGCAGUAGCCCGUCGAAUAUGGGACUAUAUGAGUGACGAGCGAAACAAGGACUUCGCGAAUAAGAUCAAUGUUUUUUUCGAAAAUUUCCAAACUAAAUCAGAGGCUGAUCAGAAGCAGGAAAAUAAAACAACUUCUAAAUGUUUAACUUCAAGCAAAGAGCCAAACACUUCUUCAAAAAAAGAGAAAUUUGUAGUAAGACAUGAUCGCAAGAAGUAUAGGGUGGGAAGAAGCAAAGUUAUCGUAGACGUUACAAUUGCAGGAAAUGUUAAACCGAACCAAGCACCAGAAACUGAGAACUUUGAAUCAGAUUCAAACAACGAUGAAUCUGACUCUACUUCGAGCGACUCUGACUCACAUCCAAGAGCUAGAACAGAUACUAGAAAAUCAGAACGAACUAAAAAACGUAAAAGAUCUGUAUCCUACAACGAGAACAACUUCGAAAUUCCUGAUGAAGAAGAGCGCGAGACAGUUUCUAAAAAUUCAAGCUCCCAUAAAAGAAAAAAAUCUAUCAUCAAAAACACUUGCAGAUUAUCUAGCAGUGUUAGUGUUGAGACAACAGUCAUCGAAUACGAAUAUGACACACCAAAAACUGGUAAUCAGGCACCAGAGGCGUUAGAACAUAGUGUUUCCAGUGCAGUCGAAAGUAAUAAAAAAUGCGAUCGUGAUAUUGCCCCACGUCGGACACUGAUUUCUCUUAUGCUGACUUUGUGA
This is a messenger RNA of Ctenocephalides felis (cat flea), 1329 nucleotides long. Its product is annotated as peptidyl-prolyl cis-trans isomerase G-like. The transcript is spliced from 7 exons. The coding region runs from base 379 to 1329 and encodes 316 amino acids. NCBI's taxonomy places the organism in Eukaryota, Metazoa, Arthropoda, Insecta, Siphonaptera, Pulicidae. The record is from RefSeq and is a predicted model, not a curated record.